Messenger RNA from Pyricularia pennisetigena, 1803 nucleotides. RefSeq lists its product as uncharacterized. Lineage: Eukaryota; Fungi; Ascomycota; Sordariomycetes; Magnaporthales; Pyriculariaceae. The transcript is spliced from 3 exons. The record is from RefSeq and is a predicted model, not a curated record. Gene Ontology annotation, cellular component: mitochondrial matrix. Gene Ontology annotation, molecular function: L-glutamate gamma-semialdehyde dehydrogenase (NAD+) activity. The coding region runs from base 1 to 1803 and encodes 600 amino acids.
AUGGCAUUAACACGGCUUGGUCUCACCUUAACAAGGUCAAGCAGACUUGCUCUGCGGCCUUCAUAUUCCUCACCUCUUCCACACCAACUCCGAAGAGCUCCGUCUGGCCUUAGACAAAUCUCUACCUCGCAGAUCAGGAUGUCGACCAUUGCAUCAUUCAAGAUUCCCAAGGUGGUUAACGAGCCUAACCAACACUAUGAAAAGGGUUCUUCCUCAAGGGAGGGAUUGACGGCGGCGCUGUCGGCCCUCAAGCAAAAGGGUGCCGUGGAGGUACCAAUCGUAGUUGGAGGCAAGGAGAUCAAGACUUCAUCCACGGGCACACAAGUCAACCCAGCGGACCACCAAACAGUCAUUGCGACCUACUCGAAAGCGAGCCCCGAAGAUGUCUCCCGAGCCAUCGACGAGGCGCUUGCAGCCAAGGCAAACUGGGAGUCUCUACCGUUCCACGACCGAGCGGCCAUCUUCCUCAAGGCGGCCGAUCUCAUCUCGACAAAGUACCGCUAUGAGAUCAUGGCAGCUACCAUGCUGGGCCAGGGCAAGAAUGCGUGGCAAGCUGAGAUUGACUCGGCCGCAGAGUUGUGUGACUUCCUGAGGUUCAACGUUCAGUACGCCGAGGAGAUGUAUGCCCAGCAGCCAGCGCACAACUCGCCUGGUGUCUGGAACCGCGUCGAGUACAGGCCUCUUGACGGCUUCGUCUACGCGGUCAGCCCCUUCAACUUCACAGCCAUUGCAGGCAACCUGCCCGGGGCACCUGCACUUUUGGGCAAUGUCGUGGUGUGGAAGCCAUCCGACUUUGCCAUUGCGUCCAACUGGCUGCUUUACAACAUUCUCCUGGAAGCUGGUCUGCCCAAAGGCGUCAUCCAAUUCGUCCCAGGCGACCCAGAGGAGGUGACGCGAGUGGUGCUCUCGCACCGUCAGUUCGCAGCGCUGCACUACACGGGCAGCACUGCUAUCUUCCGGAAGCUCUACGGACAGAUCGGUGCGGGCGUGGCCGAGGGCAAGUAUGCAUCGUACCCGCGGAUCGUCGGUGAGACUGGUGGCAAGAACUUCCACCUCGUGCACUCUUCGGCCGACCUGGAGAACGCCGUCAUUCAAACCGUGAGAGGAGCGUUCGAAUAUCAGGGACAGAAGUGCAGCGCCACGUCGCGUCUCUACGUCCCCAAGUCGAUGUGGCCGCGCUUUCGCGAGAGGCUAGCUGAGGAGGUCAAGAAGCUCAAGAUUGGCGACCCUGGCGAACAUGGCAACUUCAUGGGCCCUGUCAUCCACGAGGGCUCGUUCAAGAAGCUCUCCGGUGUUAUCGACGAGGCUAAGAACGACAGCAAGCUCAAGCUGGUGGCCGGCGGCAAGUACGACGGUUCCAAGGGCUACUUUGUAUACCCGACCGUCUACGAGACGACGGACCCGGGACACAAGCUGAUGAGCACGGAGCUGUUUGGACCUGUGUUGGUGGCAUACGCCUACGAUGACGACCUUCACGGCGACCCGGCGGCAGCUUUUGGAAAGAUUUGCGAAGUGGUAGACUCGACAAGCGAGUACGGGUUGACAGGCUCGGUGUUCGCGACCGACCGUGCGGCGGUGCGGUUUGCCGAGGACAAGCUGCGCAACUCAGCAGGCAACUUCUAUAUCAACUGCAAGAGCACAGGCGCCGUCGUCGGCCAGCAGCCGUUUGGAGGCGGCAGGGCAAGUGGAACAAAUGACAAGGCUGGCAGCAUGAACCUGCUGGGGCGGUUUGUGAGCACCAGGAGUUUGAAGGAGGAGUUCAACGCGACGACGUCUGUGCUGUACCCUAGCAACCAGGUGUAA